Messenger RNA from Zingiber officinale, 1445 nucleotides. RefSeq names its product probable serine/threonine-protein kinase WNK11. The record is from RefSeq and is a predicted model, not a curated record. Gene Ontology annotation, cellular component: cytoplasm. Lineage: Eukaryota; Viridiplantae; Streptophyta; Magnoliopsida; Zingiberales; Zingiberaceae. Gene Ontology annotation, biological process: intracellular signal transduction; protein phosphorylation. Gene Ontology annotation, molecular function: protein serine/threonine kinase activity; ATP binding. The coding region runs from base 292 to 1266 and encodes 324 amino acids. The transcript has 4 exons.
CCUCCGCCAUAGUUUGGCAUCUUCUACUUCCGCCACCGGCCACCCUGUUUCUCUUCAUCUGCGUGUGCGCGCUCGCCUCCUGCUUCGAUCCCUCCACCGCCGCUACGGGCUGGAUUCUUUUAUGAUAGGCUGCUGAUCGCGAUUUCUAUGGCCUCGACGAAUCUGUAUCUCAAGGAAUCGAGAACAUCCUACUUCCUCGUGAUCUGCUUCGUUUUUGUCUUCAUCUGAUCCCCGAGUUAUUGAUCGCGAUCCCGUUACUUUCAGCCUCUCAGUGCAACUUUUUGUUCGAGGAUGCCGUUGGUUCGAGCUGAUCCGGCGGACAAGGAUGCAGAGCCGUUCGUGGAGACAGAUCCCACUGGGCGAUUCGGGCGAUACGACAACUUGCUUGGCUCAGGCUCCGUGAAGCGGGUGUACCGUGGCUUCGAUCAAGAGGAGGGAAUCGAAGUGGCUUGGAACCAGGUGUUUCUGAGGAGAUUCGCGGCGGAUCCGCCGAUGAUGGAUCGGCUUUUCGCCGAGGCGCGGCUCCUGCGAUCGCUGCGGCACGAGAACAUCAUCACUUUGUACAAAGCGUGGACGGACGAGGAGGGCAACACGCUCAAUUUCAUCACCGAGUUCUGCACCUCCGGCAACCUCCGCGAUUAUAGGAAGCUACACCGCCAUGUCUCCAUCAAAGCCCUCAAGAAGUGGUCGCGCCAGAUACUGAAAGGCCUCGAGUACCUCCACAACCACGAACCGUGCAUUAUCCACCGAGACCUCAACUGCUCCAACGUGUUCAUCAAUGGCAACACUGGCCAGGUGAAGAUAGGUGAUCUCGGCCUCGCGGCGAUCGUUGGGAAGAGCCACACGGCGCACUCGAUCCUGGGCACGCCGGAGUUCAUGGCGCCGGAGCUGUACGAGGAGGACUACACCGAGCUGGUGGACAUCUACUCCUUCGGGAUGUGUGUUCUGGAGAUGGUGACGCGCGAGAUCCCCUACAGCGAGUGCGACAGCGUCGCCAAAAUCUUCCGGAAGGUGAUGGCCGGCGUGCGUCCACAAUCCCUGAACAAGGUCAAAGAUUCCGAAGUUAAGGCCUUCAUCGACCGGUGCCUUGCUAAACCUCCGGCUCGCCCUUCUGCCUCUGAGCUCCUUGUCGACCCGUUCUUCCUCGGCCUCGACAAUGACAAUGGCGACUGUGACGCUGCUGCCAUGCUUCAACCACCUGUUCCUCAGCCUCGGCCGCGCUCGUCGGCCGUCGCCGCCAAUCCCGCUCGCCUGCAGAUUGCGUGACUGUGGGAUAACAAAAGGAAAACACGGUGAAGUGCCCGUAUGGUGUGACUUGCUUCUCCUCCAUUGAAUUGUAAUUUGUCUUUUUUGAGUUUGUUUUUGAUUUGUUGCAAGUGUUGAAAACUAUUAAAGGUUAAAAGCGAGAAGGACGUGUAUAUAUAUAUAUAUAUAUAAAAUUUAAA